Molecule: messenger RNA, 1497 nt
Organism: Rubroshorea leprosula
Lineage: Eukaryota; Viridiplantae; Streptophyta; Magnoliopsida; Malvales; Dipterocarpaceae
Source: the annotation of a GenBank genome assembly
ACGGUCCUUUUCUUUGCAUUCAUCCUCUCUCUCUCCUCGCCCAUCCACCAUGGCAAUGGCAAUCCAAGCUAAAUCCCCUACUUUAUUCUCACCUCAGUUUCAGCACCCUCUUUACUCUCCCACUGCAUCUUUAUCUCCCUUCUUUGGCAGACCCCUCAAAGCCACCGCUCAAAAUCUCCAAAGAAAACACCUCAAAUUCAGCUGCAGAUCUAGCGCCGAUGACCCACAAGAUGAUUAUCUGAUUGAUGCUCCUGUUUCAGUCGGUGAUGGCUUCUCUUUCAGUGGAGGAAAGUACUCAGAUAGGGAAGACCCAUCUGAUGAAUGGUUUAAGCAAGGAAAAUUUGUUAAAGCUCAUCCAGUUGGUGGUACUGGUCAAAAAGCCAAAGAUCCAAUUUUUGGACUAACAAUGGGAGCUGAUUCUCAGGCUUCUGGUGAUGUCUUUAGAUGGUUUUGCGUUGAAAGUGGGAAUGCUGAUAAUCCAAUGGUCAUAUUGAUUCAUGGCCUCCCUUCACAGGCAUACUCCUACCGCAAAGUUCUUCCAGUUCUCUCCAAGAACUACCAUGCAAUUGCUUUUGAUUGGCUAGGUUUUGGAUUUUCAGAUAAACCUCAACCUGGAUAUGGAUUUGACUACAGAUUGGAUGAAUACGCCUCAUCAUUAGAGUCCUUCAUCAGUGAGGUUGCCACUGAUAAAAUUUCUCUUGUUGUCCAGGGCUAUUUUUCACCCAUAGUGGUUAAAUAUGCCAGCAGCCAUCAAGAGAAGAUUAAUGAUCUAAUACUCCUCAAUCCUCCUCUAACAGCCAAACAUGCCAAUCUUCCCUCAGCGCUGUCUGCAUUCAGCAACUUUUUGCUGGGUGAAAUCUUUUCUCAGGAUCCUUUGAGGGCCAGUGAUAAGACCCUGACAAGCUGUGGUCCCUAUAAAAUGAAAGAGGAAGAUGCAAUGGUUUACAGAAGACCAUAUCUCACAUCUGGUUCUUCAGGGUUUGCCCUGAGUGCAAUUAGUAGGGCCAUGAAGAAGGAGCUAAAGCCCUUUGUGGAGCAAAUGAAAAUGACACUUACAGAUAAUAAUUGGAAAGUACGAACUACAAUAUGCUGGGGCCAAAGAGACCGUUGGUUGAGCUAUGAUGAAGUUGAAGAUUUUUGCAAAGCUUCAAACCAUAAAUUGAUUGAGCUUCCAAGGGCAGGGCAUCAUGUACAAGAGGAUUGUGGUGAAGAACUUGGAGGAGUCAUUUCCAGAGUUAUCAGCAGAACAACCCACAACUAUUAACAUUUUAGAAUCAAUGUUUUUCGGUAAUACUCGAAGCUCCACUUCGUCUACAAGAGCAGUACUCUCAUUAUAGUCCUUUUUUCUUUAAAAAGUUGGCUUUGCAAUGAUGUUAGAUAUGUAUGAGCAUGCACGGGCUGCAUUGACACCAUGUAGCUUCAAUAAUUUUUGUUGCUUUUGAUGAAAAACCAGAGCUAUUUUAUUUACUUUAACGCAAUUGACAAUAGCAAUCUUGU